UAAUUCAUAUUAAACGUGGACAAGUCAAUCAGGGUCCUUAUUAUUAUUAUUUUUUGAAAAGGAGGAGUCGAGAGAGAGAGAGAGUGGUAGUGGGAAGAAAUGGUGAAGCCACAGAAGCUCCGAGACAUGAAUGAUGAAUUUCAGAAGAUCUUGGACGCCAAAAUGGACAAUGCACAGGAGAGACGGCGUGCCCGAGAAGCCUUCAAGCAGAUUCAGCUUGGAAUUGAUCAUUGCUUGAUGAAGAUGCCAUGUGAAGGACUGAAGAUAGAAGAGUCCUACGAAGUGAACUCCAGAGGAUUAGAAAUAUUCACGAAAAGCUGGCUGCCGGAGAAUUCUAGCCCCAAAGCGUUGGUUUGCUACUGUCAUGGUUAUGGCGAAACGUGCACUUUUGUAUUUGAAGGAGUUGCAAGAAAGUUGGCAUCAUCAGGCUAUGGAGUGUUUGCAAUGGAUUAUCCAGGCUUUGGUCUUUCAGAAGGUCUUCAUGGGUAUAUUCCAAGCCUUGAUAAGCUUGUCAAUGAUGUGGCCGACCAUUUUUCCAAAAUCAAAGAGAACCCCAAGUUCCAGCGUCUCCCGAGCUACCUGUUUGGGCAGUCUUUGGGUGGAGCAGUCGCCCUGAAAGUGCACUUGAAACAACCAGAUGCCUGGAAUGGUGCCAUUCUUGUUGCACCUAUGUGCAAAUUUGCAGAUAAUAUGAUUCCACCAUGGAUAGUGUUGCAGAUUCUAAUUGGAAUAGCUCAUCUUUUUCCAAAGCUGAAAAUAGUUCCACAUAAGAACUUCGUCAAGAUGGCAUUCAGAGACUUGAAAAAGCAAGAGCUGGCAGCAUAUAAUGUUAUUGCUUACAAGGAUACAGCUCGCCUGGGGACUGCUUUGGAAUGUCUACGAACUACCCAAGAGCUAGAACAACGCUUGCAGCAGGUUUCAGUGCCAUUACUAAUCUUGCACGGAGAAGUAGAUGUUGUAACAGAUCCAUCAGUAAGCAAGGCACUGUAUGAGAAGGCAAUUAGUUCAGACAAGAAACUUAAGCUUUAUAAGGAUGCUUUUCACUCUCUCCUUGAAGGUGAGCCAGAUGACAUGAUUUUUCAAGUUCUUGAUGAUAUUAUCUGCUGGCUUGACGAUCACUGCAUUAAAAAGAUUCAGUAAUUUUUUAAUCUACUUAUUUACGUAUUAUAUAAAUGUCUGAACUGUUCCUUUGCUAGCUGCUGCCAUCAAUUCCUACAAUUAAUUUAGAGUUACAUUUGUUUCUUAGAAAUAACUUGUAUGCAGAAAACAUUUUCUAAUAGAAUAAAUUAUUUUCCAUUAUUUA
Messenger RNA from Manihot esculenta (cassava), 1303 nucleotides. Its product is annotated as caffeoylshikimate esterase. The record is from RefSeq and is a predicted model, not a curated record. Lineage: Eukaryota; Viridiplantae; Streptophyta; Magnoliopsida; Malpighiales; Euphorbiaceae. Gene Ontology annotation, cellular component: membrane. The coding region runs from base 100 to 1140 and encodes 346 amino acids. Gene Ontology annotation, molecular function: lipase activity. The transcript is spliced from 8 exons.